Molecule: messenger RNA, 1955 nt
Organism: Phoenix dactylifera (date palm)
Lineage: Eukaryota; Viridiplantae; Streptophyta; Magnoliopsida; Arecales; Arecaceae
Source: RefSeq, a predicted model, not a curated record
GUAGGUGUAUACUGUACUCUUGUUUAAUUUACAAGAUUUGAUUUGAUCAUACGAUAAAGCGGAGAUUCGAACUUCUUCGAAAUAGGGUUAAGAUGUUCAAAUAGGGUCCUGCAAGAUGGAUAAUCCAUCCAGCCAUCGGCCCGCGAUGCACCGUCUCUCUCUCGCCCUUCGAAGCAAAUGGAAGUCCUGCGUCGUCGCCACUCCUGUCUCGACCUCGGAAUCUCUCCGCCUUCACAAAGCUCGAAGCUUUCGAUCGAGCGCGUCGUUGGACGCCCUCCAAGCCCACGCCCGAGCGGCCGGAGAAAGAGAAAACCCCAACUCCUACCUCGUCCUGUAUGACUACCCCUCCUUCUCCGGCGCCUUCGCCGCUCUCUUCGCCCACCUCUACCUCUCCCGCCGCCUCCUUCCCUUCCUCGUCCUCCCCUUCUCCUCUGUCGAGCCUUUUCGGGUAGAGGAUUUCAAUGUAGGAGGUGUGGAUACAUGCUAUCUUCUCAAUUUCAUCGGCCCGAAGGGCUUUGCUAUUGAGCUCUCUCGAAUCAUACCUCGGGUGAUAGCAUUUGACCACCGCAAGUCUACAAUGGCAAGAAUUUCGCAAUUUCGAGAAUGCCCGGAAAAUCUCGAGCUGCGCAUUUAUACCAGCAAGUGCAGUGCUCGUGCUGUCUAUGAUUUCUUCUCGGAGAAGCUCUCCGAAAUGAAUUCUUCGUCGGGUGAUUCUGUGAGUCUAUUGAACCAGGAAGAUGAAGAUCGUGUUGCAACAGUACUAAGGUAUUUGGAGGAUACAGAUCUUCGCCGGUGGGAAUUGCCUGAUAUCAAGGCAUUUAAUAUUGGAAUCAAAGAUGAGCGUGCAAAGUUGAAUUGCGUUACCAAUCCUCAUGUUUUUAAACAGCUUCUGGAAAUUGAUGCUGGUGAUAUGAUUGCCAAGGGUUAUUCCUAUACUUGUGCUCGUCAAGAUGAUGCAAACAAGUUGUUGGAUAAGGCCUUCAAGAUUUGGUUAGGGAGAGGUUUAUAUGGCGAGUGCCUGGCAAUCCGGGCUGAUGGCAAUUCAGAUUUGAGCCAUGAAAUUGGUGUCGAACUCAGUAGAAGGAGUAAGGCUGCUGGUUUACGGCCCAUAGGAGCAGUUGUGUUCAUGCAACGGAGUAAUCUAAAAAUGUGCUUGAGGAGCACAGACAGAUCCACUGACACCUCAGAGAUUGCCAAGGUAUGUCAGUCUGAAGCUGUUCCAUUGAUCAUUAGGUCUGUUCAACAUACUGUACCAGUCCAAACUAACGAACCAUUGGCUGAAAUGGAGUGUCUACGGUCCUUCAAAUGGAUUUUCAGCAAAGGUGAAAACAAGACAGUGAAACAGGCCAUGGAGAAAGGUGCGGCAGCUGACAAGGUUCUAGAAUCUGCAUGUCUGAGAUCCCGAGAGCAGCAUCCAAACUGCUGAGUCAAGUCAUUAUUAAAUAUGACCAGCUUUAGCUUGUGGGGCUUGCUGGGUGGAAGGUAACUAAGGACUGCAUAAACUGCAAUUGAUUGCUUUGGUGUAGGACUUGUUCACGGUAUGCUGAUAUGACCAUCAUACAUGGCAAAUUAUCAUAGCUCAGGUUUGGGGACUUUUGUGAUUCAUAGUUGUAAUCACUAAUAGAUGAAGCUCGAGUAGUUUUCACAAAGGAUGUUCUAUAUGAAGGAAAGCCUUAUGGUGGGAAUGCUUUUUGGUGUUUUGAGGAUUAUUGAUGUAAAUCAUUGCUAUUGUUGAAGUUUUAAUGCAUGUAAAAAUUGUUGAGCAGAUCAGGUUGCCUAUUACCUGUAGAUUCUGGAAUCCCCAGGUAUUGGAAUAUGGGGAAGUAGGGGAUCUGGAUUCUGGAGACUAAUGUGUAUCAGGUCCAUGUUAGCAUGCUGCAAAGUACACUGAAUCCUAGAUUUGACUCUUUAAGAGUAUGGGAUUUCUCAUCAUCUUGGUAACUUGGAAAUUACCA